UCGGUCCUUCCUGCAGUGGGCGAGUUCUGGGAAGUGUAUUCCAAGACCCUCUUUCCGAUCAGUCUAUCCGGGCAUCCGCCUCAGCCCUUGUUCCAGUCUUUGGAGCCUUCCAGACGGCCACUCCCGGAGGCCGGAAGUGGGGGGGCCGGAAGUGCCGUUCCCAUCCCCGCCUCUCCGCCGCUCCUGUGGGCUCCGUUGAUGGAGUCGGAAGGUGGCGGCCCCUGGGUCGUGGCGCGCUUAGGAUCUGCUGCUGAGGGCGGGCCGGCCCUGUCCCUGGGCGUCCUUCUUCCCGAGAGCCCGUGACGAGAGCCAGCCCUGGCUUUGGGAGACUGCCCGGCCCCUUCCCUCACUUCCCCGCGCUUUUUCCUAAGGCGUUCCCAGGGGACGGCGGGAAGGCGGGACCUGGACAGCUGUCAGCCCCAGGGUCUUAAGCAGCUCAGGGUGGCCUCAAACUCACUGUGCCCCCAAGGAUGACCUCUACUUACUCCUGAUCUUUCUGCCUCCAACUCCCAAGUGUUGGGAUUACAGUGGCCCAAUGUCAUGGAACACGCCUUUAGUCACAGCACCGGGGAGGCAGAAGCAGGUGGAUCUUUGUGACUUCAUGGACUGCUUGGUCUGCAUAGCUAGUCCCAGGCCAGCCAGGAUAGUGAGACCCUGUCUCCAACAAAACAAAACACCAAAGUUAUGCCUUCUCAGGACAGUGACUUUCCUCCAAAGGAACAAGAGAAAAUGGCCAUAUUCCAGGAGGCAGUGACAUUCAAGGAUGUGGCAUUGGUGUUUACUACCGAAGAGCUGGGGCUGCUGGACCUCACACAGAGGCAGCUGUACCAAGACAUGAUGCUGGAGAACUUCAAGAACCUGGUUGCUGUGGGGUGCUUUCCCCUCAAAGCAGAUAUGGUAUCCCUCCUGGAAGCAGAAGAGAGGCUUUGGCUAAAGGAAACAGAAGUCCAAAGAAACGGCAGCAGUCCACAGGAGUCGGCGACUCUUGGGAGACUCGCCCCGAAGCAUCUUCCCCAGGAAGAGGUGUCUUGCUGGCACAUCUGGAAACAGGCUGCCCAGAAAUCGACCCGGUAUCUUCAGAGGAAGCGUUCUCAACUACUGCGACACUCUUCCAUUCAGGUUUCUGACAGUGGGGGCAACACAAAGAAUCACAAGGGAGAUGGCUGCAGGUGCCUUGAACAAGAAGACUUUUCAGUCUCAGGAACUCAGAAUUAUUGCCAAAAGUGGUGCCUGCAGGGAGCACAGAACCAGAGUGGGAAUAAGCGGGUCUGUGUGAAACGUGACUUGCGUGUGCGUACAGAUUUGAUGAGCAAGUCUUCGCUUUGUGAGCCGCUUAAAACCAACAAAGAACAGAAACCCCACAGAUGUGAUGACCGUGACAGACGGACUAAUGACAGUGUUCAUCAGGGACUGUCCUUAGGAGGGAGACCAUGUCUGCAGAGUGAGUGUGCCUCGGGGCUUCCAGUUCACCAGACUGUCUCCCCAGCAGAGCGCUGCAGCAGUCAGUGCUCACACCCAGGAGAGCAGUUAGAGAAACACCACCCAUCUAGUGAUCACUUCAACAAGAGCCCCUCUCGUUCUCCUCAGACCAGUCACACAGACGGAAAGUCCCACAGAUGUGACAGUUGUGGGAAGAGGGUCAGCGGCAGCCAGGGUCCCAUCAUUCACAACAGCACUCACACGGGAGAGAAACCUCACGAAUGUGAGGAGUGUGGCAAGUGUUCCAGUCAGAGCUCAGAUUUCCAGUGCCAGCAGAGGGUGCGCACUGGUGAGGAGCCACACAGGCGUGAUGUGUGCGGCAAGGGUUUCAGCCACAACUCUCCGUUAACAUGCCAUCCGAGAGUCCACACUAGAGAGAAACCGUAUAAGUGUAAGGCAUGCGGGAAAGGGUUUUCCCGAAAUACAGACCUCCACAUCCAUUUACGAGUUCACACAGGAGAGAAGCCCUGUACGUGUAAGGAAUGCGGGGAAGGCUGCAGGCAGGCUUCCAACCUUCGAGCCCCUCAGGACACCCAUGCCAAAGAGAAGCAGUUCAAGUGUGAAACAUGUGGGAAGGGCUACACUCAGUCCUCGAGGCUUCGCAUUCACCAGAGAGUCCAUGCUGGAGAGAAACCAUACAGCUGUAAAGUGUGUGGGAAGAGCUUCUGUUAUAGGUCAAAUUUUGCACGACACCAAGCAGCACACACCAGAGAGAAACCGUAUAAAUGUCAGGCGUGCGGGAAGAGCUUCAGCGGGAGGUCAGACCUUCAUGCUGACCAGAGAGUCCCCUCAGAGGAGAAACCCUACAAGUGUGGAGAGUGUGACAAGAGCUUGAGUCAGUCCGUUGAUUGUCAGGUACGUCAGCAGGUCCACACUGGAGAAAAACCCUACAGAUGUGAUAUCUGUGGGAAAGGAUUCAAGCAGGCUUUUGGCCUCCAUUCCCAUCAGAGAGUCCACACUGGGGAGAAGCCAUACAAGUGUGAUGUGUGCGGAAAGAGUUUUAGGUACAGUUCCCAGUUUAUCUACCAUCAGAGAGGCCACACCGGAGAGAAACCUUACAGAUGCAAGGAGUGUGGGAAGUGCUUUGGCAGGAGCAUGGACCUUCGCCACCAUCAGAGGGUCCACACAGGAGAGAAGCCUCACAAAUGUGAGGAGUGCGGAAAGGCCUUCAGUCUGCCCUCCAACCUUCGAGUCCAUCUGCGUAGUCAUGUAAAGGAGAAGCUCUUCAAAUGUGAGGAGUGUGGGAAGGGCUUCAGUCAGCGCUCACGUCUUCAAGCUCACCAGAGAGUCCACACUGGAGAAAAACCGUACAAGUGUGAUAUCUGUGGGAAAGGAUUCAGUCGCUCCUCUGGCCUCCAUUACCAUCACAGAGUCCACACGGGGAAGAAGCCGUACAAGUGUGAUGUGUGUGGGAAAGGCUUUAUAUACAGUUCCCAGUUUAUUCUCCAUCAGAGAUGCCACAGUGGAGAGAAACCUUACAGAUGUCAGGAGUGUGGGAAAUGCUUUGUCAGGAGCCUGGACCUCUACCACCAUCAGAGGGUCCACACGGGAGACAGACCUCACAAAUGUGAGGAGUGUGGGAAGGCCUUCGGUUUCCCCUCCAAGCUUCGAGUCCAUCUGACUAUUCAUACCAGGGAGAAGCUCUUUAAGUGUGAGGAGUGUGGGAAGGGCUUCAGUCAGAGCUCCCGUCUUCAAGUUCACCGGAGUGUUCACACUGGAGAAAAACCGUACAAAUGUGAUAUCUGUGGGAAAGGCUUUGAUUACGCUUCCCGCCUUCGAUACCAUGAGAAAAUCCAUACCCAAAGAAAGUAGCAGUGGGUGUGGUGGCACAUGCUCGUGAACCCAGCGUUCAGGAGGCCGAGACUGGAAGAUGAUAG
Messenger RNA from Peromyscus leucopus (white-footed mouse), 3356 nucleotides. RefSeq names its product zinc finger protein 227. The coding region runs from base 685 to 3291 and encodes 868 amino acids. NCBI's taxonomy places the organism in Eukaryota, Metazoa, Chordata, Mammalia, Rodentia, Cricetidae. Gene Ontology annotation, biological process: negative regulation of transcription by RNA polymerase II. Gene Ontology annotation, molecular function: DNA-binding transcription repressor activity, RNA polymerase II-specific; RNA polymerase II cis-regulatory region sequence-specific DNA binding. The record is from RefSeq and is a predicted model, not a curated record. The transcript has 7 exons. Gene Ontology annotation, cellular component: nucleus.